CCGGGCUCCACCAUCCCUCCCAUCUUCCAUCUUCCCUUUCUCCUUUGCUUCCUCCUUUGCUUCCCCCUUUCUCCUCGCAACUCCCCCCACCCCCCUUUCUCUGCCCCCGCCGUCCUCACGCGUUCCCCUGCGGCGCCCGGCAUGCAGGCGCCCAUCCCGCGCGCCCCCUCCGGGCACACGUCGUGCGACACGAUUGCCUUGCAUAAGCGCCACUAUGAUCUGGGAAUCCAGGAAUGCAUGGGCGCUGUACGGAUAGAUGAGACCGGCACCCAGCCGCUGGUGGCCAUCGAAAAGUACCGGAUCGCUUGUCAGCACUGGCAUCAGGCCUUGCAGAUGCGGCCCUUCUUCACCGAGGCCGAAUGGCAAAAUGUGGCGGACCUGGACAGGCGAAUCAGUUCCAACUUUCAGCAAACCCUGGACCGACUCUUCUUCCUGGAGGCCCGCCAUCUGAAUCAGAAAUCCACGCACCUGGGCCGAGAUAUCCCCCCUCUGCCGGACUUCGGCGCCGGGCCCGCGACCCGCCGAUCGAUCGACACCUAUGACGAUGGUGAGCCGGUGGUGGAUUUCAUCACCGCGGCCACCGACUACAUCGGCAGCUUCUUUGGGUUCUCCCCGGCUGCGGCCACCUCGAGUGCCGCGCCCGCGGCGGCGCCCACGCCCGGCGCGGUUGCCACAGCGCCCGCGGGGAACCCCCCCCGUGCCGCCAUCUCGGCUCGCUCGGUGGCCCCGGCCACACGCGCCUCCCUCCCGCCGGCCCAAGCCCCCAGAGGCGAGACCCUUCCCCCGCACCUCCCGGCCAACCUCCCCUUCCCCGGGCGGGCAUCCACGAAUGUGCCCCCCUCGGCCGCACCGGCCCCCAUGGCCCGGGGGUCGGUCACUUCCCGGGCAGCCGGUGCCGGGGCCAGCUCCGCCCUGGCCGGCAUCGACCCGCAGCUGGCCAACUCCAUCCUGGAUGAUGUGAUCACGCCGGGCAGUGCGCGCGACAAUGGCCCGGCCUGGGACGACAUCGCCGGGCUGGCCAACGCCAAGCAGGCUCUGCAUGAGGCGGUCAUCCUGCCGGCCCUGCGGCCGGACCUCUUUUCCGGCCUCCGGGCGCCGGUCAGUGGGAUUCUCCUCUUCGGCCCGCCCGGGACCGGGAAAACCCUGCUGGCACGGGCAUGCGCCUCGCAAGCGCGGUGCACCUUUUUCAACAUCUCGGCCGCCUCGCUGACGGCCAAAUAUGUCGGCGACUCGGAAAAGCGCGUGCGGGCUCUCUUUGCCCUGGCGCGGGAGCUGGCGCCAUCGAUCAUCUUCGUGGACGAAAUUGACUCCAUUCUGUCCGAGCGAUCGGACAAUGAGCAUGAGGCGGCGCGGCGGCUGAAGACCGAGUUCCUCAUCCAGUUUGAUGGGGUGGUUUCCAACUCGGACCCGGCCGCACCGCGGGUUCUGGUUUUGGCGGCCACCAAUCGCCCCGGCGAGUUGGACCAGGCCGUUCGUCGUCGUCUUUCCCGGAGGAUUUACAUCCCCCUGCCGGAUCUGGAAGCGCGGGUCCAGUGCAUCAGUCGCAUCCUGCAAUCCAAUGCCACCGCGCGACACGCCAUGUCCCCGAGCGAUGUGCGCGAGUGCGCGCGCCUCACGGAGGGCUACUCGCCGGCGGAUCUGGCCCAGCUGUGCAAGGAGGCCGCCAUGCUGCCCAUUCGCGAGCUCGGCAGCCGGGUGCAAUCUGUCCGGGCAAAUGAUGUCCGGCCGAUUGGGCUGCAGGACUUCCGGUCAGCCCUGGCGCGCAUCCGGCCCACCGUGUCACCGGGGUCCCUGCGCGAUUUGGAGCGCUUUGACAGGGAGUUUGGAUCCUACUCCCAGGGGGACAUUUAGCAUCGGCGCCCCCCCCCCC
Molecule: messenger RNA, 1870 nt
Organism: Fonticula alba
Lineage: Eukaryota; Rotosphaerida; Fonticulaceae
Product: adenosinetriphosphatase
Exons: 5
Coding region: 142-1851 (569 amino acids)
Cellular component (GO): microtubule cytoskeleton
Molecular function (GO): ATP hydrolysis activity; ATP binding
Source: RefSeq, a predicted model, not a curated record